AUGUUUAGUGCCCGUGGCCUUAACAAUUUUAUCGGUGAUUUGCGUGCGUGCACUUCACGUGAAGAUGAGCAAAAGCGUGUAGACAAGGAGUUGAGCAAAAUUCGUCAGAAGUUUACGCAGACUGCGAGCAGUUCGGGUUUAGGCGGCGGGGGUCCGGCUUUGCAGUCGUACGAUCACAAGAAGUAUGCGUGGAAGCUUAUUUACAUUUACAUGUUAGGCUAUGAUGUGGACUUUGGUCACGUCCAGAUCAUUAGUCUUGUGUCCGGGUCUAAGUAUUCGGAAAAGUGCUUAGGCUAUCUAGGCUGCUCCAUUCUUUUAAAAGCUUCCGACGAGCUUAUGACGCUCGUUAUCAACUCGAUUCGUAACGAUCUUAAAUCUCGUGAAGCAAGCUCUCAGUGUCUGGCUUUGUGUUGUGUUGCAAACCUUGGUGGGGCCGAUUUAAGUGAGACCAUGGGGCCAGAUGUAGCAGGACUGCUCACUAGUUCGGCUAGUAUCGCUCACGUUCGUAAGAAAGCAGCGCUUUGUGCACGUCGUUUACUACCAGAUAAUCCGGAGCUCUUACCAGUGCAAGAUAUGGAGAAUCGAUUGUAUGAGCUUAUAAGCGAAACGCACUUGGGCGUAGUCACGUCAGCUGCGGGGCUACUACAGACCGCUUUGUCUCUCCAUCCGACAGCUUUUCGGUCACUAAUUGAGCCGUCAAUCCAGAGACUGAACCAACUUGUUACGCACAAGAAUUGUCCGCGUGAGUACAUGUACUACAAUACGCCAUGUCCAUGGCUUCAAGUCACGUUGCUUCGUAUAUUGCAACAAUUUCAUGCGCACGGUGCAUUAGAUGCCGACUCAGCCGACGGACGGCUUAAUAUGUUGCUUAAUGAAACGCUGCACCGGGUGCUGGCUCGUACGCCACCCGGCAAGAGUGCAAAGAACAACGCUGCGUAUGCUGUAUUGAUUGAAGCAGUUAAUCUUGUCAUAGCUCGAGGCAAACCACGUGGCGACACUGACAAUCCCGCAUGCAAAUUACGCGAGCAGGCUGUUGCGCUCUUAGCUCGUUUUAUCUCCGUCACGGAGCCCAACAUUCGCUACGUCGGUCUUGACUCGAUGUAUCGUAUGGUGCGGCUAGACGGCGAUGGUACUAGUGUCAAGCAAUACCAAGAAACGGUGCUUUUCUCACUAAAAGACGCCGAUCCGUCCGUACGUCGUCGUGCGCUCGACUUGCUCUUUGCUAUGUGUGACACAACUAACGCCCAGGAGAUUGUCGGCGAGCUGGUCAAUUAUUUGGCCGUCGCGGAACGUACAGUGAACACUGUUACGACUUCUGGACCUGUUAGCGGCAUUCGAGAAGAAAUUGUUUUGAAAGCAGCGAUUUUGGCUGAAAAGUAUACACGCGAUUUGCGCUGGUAUGUAGAUACGGUGCUCCAGUUGCUGACUAUUGCCGGCAGUGAAGUGCCCGACGCUGUGUGGCACCGUGUCGUGCAGAUUAUUACAAAUCGCGAGGAGUUACAGCGAUAUGCCGCCGAACAAAUGUUUAAGGCCAUGGAACCUCGCUUCGUGGAUGAGACGACUACCAAAUUUGGGGCAUACGUGCUUGGUGAGUUUGGCUAUUUGUUGUGUGAUGACGCUAGUAUGAGCGGUACGCGCCAGUUCGACGUACUUCACCAGCAUUACGCCGAUGCAAGUGUGCCCACGAAAGGAGUUCUGCUCACAGCCUUUGUCAAGAUGGACAACUUGUACGAAGAACUGCGAUCGACUGUUCACAGCGUGCUAGCCAAGGCUGCAAGUAACAUGAAUCUAGAGAUUCAGCAACGCGCUUGUGAGUAUCUGGCGCUCCGUCAGCUGUGCCAGAAAAUUCCAAAUGGCGAUGAAGUUCUUCGAGCUGUCUUAGAGCCGAUGCCCAUUUUCCCUGAAAAUCGGGAGUCGGGACUCAUCGUGCGUCUUCGCAAUCAACAAAAAUCUGCAAAUACGGCAGGUGACGGCUCCGUAUUGCCUGAAGAGGGAUCGACGUUUUCUCGUUCACAGGCGCGUGUAAGUGAACAGCCAGCAGCAGUAGCUGAUGCAGUCGAUUUGUUAUGUCUAGAUGAACCAGUAGCUCCGAAGACGUCAAUUUUUGAGCAGAAUGCGAUCCGUGGACCGAAUCCAGCUGACCUAAGCGACUUCUUUGGUGGAGAUCUUUCAAAUAGCAAACCAGUAGGUCUCGAUGCUGCGUUGGCACCGCAACUCACAGCGUGGGCACGUCACCUUAUGCUCAAUCCUCAAGGUGUGCUGCUUGAAAAUGAUGUGGUACAGAUCGGUGCCAAGCACGAAUAUCGAGGUUCUCAAGGUCGAAUGAAUUUAUUCUACGGUAACAAGACUUCCGAUACACUGAACAAUUUGUCAGUCCAGCUUACGACGGGCAAUUCAUUUCGGGUUCAGAGUAAUGAGGUACCGUCACAAUUGGCAGGAAAGCAGCAGGCUCAACAACAAAUAAUGAUUGAAGCGAUGGCUCCUUUUACUGAACCUCCGACAAUGACACUCAAGUUUUCGCGCAAUGGAACGAAUUACUCAUACCGCAUGGCAUUGCCAUGCCAGUGUACAAGCUUCAUGGAUCCCGUUGCAUUGAGUGAAGAAGCAUUUACACAACGCUGGAAUUCUCUUGAAGGACAUGAUCGCGAACAGAAUGAAGUCAUUUCGGCAGUUAGCAAAGUUGACAUGACACAAGCUCGUGGAUGGCUAAGUACUAGUUUAAAAUUUGCUGUUGUUGAUGGAUUGAGCACAACUGGUACUCUUUUGGGUGCUUCCACCUUUCGUACGGGAGCAGUAAGUCCUAAUGGCGACAAAAUUUCAGUUGGCUGUCUUGUGCGCCUAGAAGCUGGUGACGAUAAUACCUACCGUAUUCGAGUUCGUGCGGUGCAUCAAGACGUAAGUCUAGCAACCAAGAACUGCUUGAAGAUGUUGCUUCAAGUGUAA
Molecule: messenger RNA, 2943 nt
Organism: Plasmopara halstedii
Lineage: Eukaryota; Oomycota; Peronosporomycetes; Peronosporales; Peronosporaceae
Product: ap-2 complex subunit
Exons: 1
Coding region: 1-2943 (980 amino acids)
Biological process (GO): intracellular protein transport; clathrin-dependent endocytosis
Cellular component (GO): membrane coat; AP-2 adaptor complex
Molecular function (GO): clathrin-cargo adaptor activity
Source: RefSeq, a predicted model, not a curated record